Sus scrofa (pig) is the source of this 3772-nucleotide messenger RNA. It is a transcript of the gene DONSON, whose product is annotated as DNA replication fork stabilization factor DONSON. The record is from RefSeq and is a predicted model, not a curated record. Gene Ontology annotation, cellular component: nucleus. Gene Ontology annotation, biological process: nuclear DNA replication. NCBI's taxonomy places the organism in Eukaryota, Metazoa, Chordata, Mammalia, Artiodactyla, Suidae.
GGCCGGGAGGCUACGCUUGCACAGCCAGCGUGCUGAUUUCCUAUCCGGGUUCUCCGUUUUGGGGGGUUGGGGGAGGAGGCCCAGGCCACUCUUUCCAGCUCUGGACCUGAACACUGCACUUCCGAAAGCUUAUCGAGGCGAGCUCAAGUGUGACGUUUCCUUUUCAUCCUGGCGCCCUGCCCGGGGCUCAUCACACCCUGCUUCGGAUUUAAAUAGUGCUCGGCUAUUCCGGUGCCUUGGACCGCGCGCUUCCCAGCCACUUAGCACCCGGCGACCCGACUGCAUCCUCGGAGCAGGAAGGAGCGCCAAGGCGGCGUCCCGGGAAGCGCUGGGCACUGGAGCACCCGAAGCCCCGGAGGCGCAAGCCGGGGGCGGGGCCUCGUGAGCGCCUGACGGCGCACGCGCCGCGAGGAGCCUCGGGGGCGGGGCCGCGUAGUGGGGCGGGGCUGGCGCGCGCGGGAAGCGCCUACCGGGCUGCGGGUUCCCCUUCCUCGGCCUUCGCCGCGCGUCAUGGCUCUGUCAGUUCCCGGCUACUCGCCCAGUUUCAAAAGGCCGCCCGAGACCUUGCGGCUCCGACGGAAAAGGGGCCGGAGCCUUGGAGCUGCUCCCCCGCCCAAGGAGCGGCCUGAGCAGACGACCCGCCGCGCGGCCCUGGCGGCCGGGCUGCCUCUCCGCCCCUUCCCGGCGGCGGCGAGCAGAGGCGGCGGCGCCCCGGCCGCGGCCCGAAGAAACCCCUUCGCUCGACUGGACAACCGGCCGCGGGCCGCCUCCGAGCCUCCCGACGGGCCGCCCCGCAGCCAGCAGGAGGCACCGGGCCCGCGUUUAGAUUCUAAUCAAGAAAAUGAUUUGCUAUGGGAAGAAAAGUUUUCUGAAAGACGAGCCAUUAGUGAAUUUCUCCAGAUUCCUCAUGUAUCAUUCUCCGAAUCUGAUAUUCCAUCCUCAGAAAGUACUGAGUUACCUGUGGACUGGAGUAUUAAAACUCGACUCCUUUUUACCUCUUCUCAACCCUUUACCUGGGCAGAUCAUUUGAAAGCACAGGAAGAGGCUCAAGGUGUCAUCCAGCAUUGUAGGGCAACAGAAGUCACUUUGCCUCAAAGUAUUCAGGAUCCCAAACUCUGCACUGAGCUCCGUUGCGCCUUCCAGCAGAGCCUUAUUUAUUGGAUCCACCCUGCCUUCCCAUGGCUCCCACUGUUCCCUCGUAUUGGAGCUGACAGAAAAAUGGCUGGAAAGGCAAACCCUUGGUCAAAUGAUGAAACCCUGCAACACAAUUUACUGAGUGACUGGUCUGUGAGCUUAACUUCUCUAUAUAAUCUGCUGAAGACAAAACUUUGCCCCUAUUUCUACGUUUGUACCUAUCAGUUUACUAUCCUGUUCCGUGCAGCAGGAUUAGCAGGAAAUGAUGUCAUGACAGCCCUUAUAUCUCCUACCACUAGAGGUAUCAGAGAAGCUAUGAAAACCGAAGGUAUUGAAUUUUCUCUGCCUUUAAUAAAAGAAAAUGGCCAUGAGAAGAAGGAGGCAUCUGGAACAGGCUUAGGACAUGGGGAGGGGCAAGCAGUCAGCGAUGAGGAUGAAGAAGAAAGUUUUUCCUGGCUGGAAGAGAUGGGUGUGCAAGAUAAAAUUAAAAAACCAGAUGUACUUUCUAUCAAGCUGCGUAAAGAGAAACAUGAAGUACAGAUGGAUCACAGACCCGAGUCUGUUGUGUUGGUGAAGGGAAUGAACACCUUCACAUUGCUCAAUUUUCUAAUCAACUGCAAGAGUUUAGUUGCUUCCUCAGGUCCACAGGCAGGACUUCCACCAACCCUCUUAUCCCCUAUAGCUUUCCGAGGGGCCACAAUGCAAAUGCUUAAGGCACGAAGUGUAAAUGUGAAGACACAAGCUCUUUCUGGAUACAAAGAUCAGUUUAGUUUGGAGAUUACAGGUCCAGUCAUGCCUCAUUCUCUACAUUCCGUGACCAUGCUGCUCAAAUCUUCACAGAGUGGGUCAUUUUCUGCAGGACUGUAUACGCAUGAGCCAACUGCUGUAUUUAAUACCUGUCUACCAACUGAUAAAGUACUGGAUAGGGAGGCUGUCCUUGAGGAGCUUUCCAACUGUGGAUUGCAUCCUAAAACCCUGGACCAUCUGAGUCAAACACCAGUACUGGGGAAAUCCUCUUUACGGCAUGUGGAAAUGAGUGACUGCAUGUAUAACUGGAGAUCCUGAACACCAAAGUAAGCCUAAAAGGAAUCUUUGAGGAAAAAAAAGGCUUCUGGCAAGGAAAUUCAAGAUUCUUAUACCUUUGGCUUUAAAGUUCACUUUGGAAGUUAAAGAGAAUAUAACUAAAAAUAUUCAGAUGUUUACAAAUAGUUAACUUUUUACAAUAGCUUUUAUUACAUUCACUAAGCAGGAUUAAGGUUUAAAAAUCAACAUUUUGUUUUUAUUGUUUUGAUUAGGUAUUCAGAUAUGAAGAUAUAACUCUUUUAAAACUUCAAAUAACUUGAAUGAAAAUUCCUAGAUCCAUAUAACUUAAUUAUAAACUGGGUAGAAAACUCAAGUGUUUCCUAACGAGUGGAAAUUGAGGCUUAGUAGGAAUUACGGCGUUGCAACUAAUAGCAUCAGGCCAAACUAUUACCUUCAUCAGUUUACUUAGGAUCAUUAGCAAGUUCCAGUUUUAUAAAGGUAGAAAACAAAUGUAGACAGUAUCCACUGAGCCGACUGUUGAUGCUUCCAGUUUAGUUGUUUUCCUAUCUGUUUACAAUUCCUCUAUUCUCAAAAUACAUUAAAACUUGUUUUUAAUUGCAUGUUAAUUCAGAUAUGGGCAUUUUGUAUUACACACAGAAUAGUGUUAAGAGUUGUAAAGAAUGCUCAGCUGUCAUGAUAAAGUAGUAUUUAAUACGUUCUUGUAGGUAUUUUGUGUGUAUGUGUGUGUGUGUAUAUAUAUAUAUAUAAUUCAACUUUCUUAAAUAAAAGUGUUUAGAAAUCAAAAGCACUGGGAAAAGAAGUAAAGUAGUGAAGAAGUUAUGUGUUCACUUUGUAAUCCAGAAAAUAAAACACCACAUUUAUUCCAGAGAAGUUUAUAUUUGGGCCUUAAGCUUUUGAAAAUAAAGUUUAGAGACAUAGCAUAUGAAUACCACUGUAAUACACAUGAAAUAUUCUAUCAGACCCUAAAAAUUAACAUAAACUUAAACUUUCUCAUAGUCAACAAAAUAGUGGCUGGGUGCCGAUUUUAUUAGAUAAGAUGGUUACAGCAUUUUAAUUAUCAUUUUACGUCUACCUAGGUGUAGCUGAAAUUCAAAAUGCACAUCAAAGUAAGACUAUAUCACAACUCAAUGCCAUACUAAAUGUACUUGGCCUCUGCAGUAGAAUUCUAGUCAGACUUCAUUUGGACUCCCUUCUCAUUCAUGGCCCAAGUGGCUUUGACAGAAACGCAGGACUUAGUGCUGAUCAUCACACAACAUACCACUUCCUUUUUUUUUUUCUUUUUUUUCUUUUUUCUUUUUACAACCUCUACAAAAUUUUAAAGGGGAGAUGGUGGCAUUAGCCCUGUGGAACAGAUCUUGCUUGAUUACCUCAAUAACACUGGCCCAGUAUCUGUCCAGCAGAACCCAUUGGGAACUAGUACAAGGUGCACAGCCCUUCACUGAUUACAGGCAAGUGUUACAGCAGCCUAGCCAUAAGGAAGGGGAGUUACAUCAUAGUACAAAAUACAGUAUAAAAGCGUUAUUUAACAUUCCACACUGAAGAUUACGGAUGCCUUCAAACAAUCGUUUGGAUGUUAGCCACUUAAACAAAUACA